AUGAAGAAGGUUUCUCUUUAUGCUUGUUUACUACUCAACUUGAGUCUAUUGGUUAUUUUUCCAUAUUGCAAAGCUAGUCAAGCUGAUAAACUUGUUGAGUUUAUUCUGUCUAGAACCUCACAGAAUCCUCCUAAGACUCUUUCAUGGGAAGAGGAAGAUGCAUUGAAAACACAUUCUUCGUUUUCUACUGCUGAUGUUGCACCUCAAGAGGGGCUAAUGCAAGCUGACAAGAUUGACACAUUGCCUGGUCAACCCUAUGGGGUAAAUUUUGACCAAUAUUCAGGCUAUGUCACAGUUGAUCCUGAGGCUGGUAGAGAACUUUUCUAUUAUUUUGUGGAGUCUCCAUAUAACUCUUCCACUAAACCUUUAGUAUUAUGGCUCAAUGGAGGACCUGGCUGUUCCUCACUGGGGUAUGGAGCCUUUCAGGAGCUAGGACCCUUCAGAAUCAACUCUGAUGGCAAAACACUAUACCGUAACCCAUAUGCUUGGAAUGAAGUGGCGAACGUACUCUUCUUAGAAUCUCCAGCAGGAGUAGGAUUUUCCUACUCAAACACAACAUCUGACUAUGACAAAUCAGGAGAUAAGUCAACUGCCAAAGACACCUAUGUCUUCCUCGUCAACUGGCUGGAGAGAUUUCCACAAUACAAAACCAGAGAUUUUUACAUAACUGGAGAGAGUUAUGCUGGUCAUUAUGUUCCUCAACUUGCAUCCACUAUUCUACACAACAAUAAACUCUAUAACAACACCAUUGUUAACCUCAAAGGCAUUUCUAUAGGGAAUGCUUGGAUUGAUGAUGCCACAAGUUUAAAGGGGUUUUUUGAUUACCUUUGGACUCAUGCUUUGAACUCAGAUCAAACUCAUGAGUUGAUUGAGAAGUACUGUGACUUCACUACUGAAAAUGUUUCAGCAAUUUGUAUCAAUAAUGUAACACUAAAGGCCUUCUUUGAACAUGGAAAGAUAGACUUAUAUAACAUCUAUGCUCCAUUGUGUCAUGACUCCUCUCUGAAAAAUGGUUCAACUGGUUAUGUAAGUAAUGAUUUUGACCCUUGUUCUGAUUAUUAUGGUUCUGCCUAUCUAAAUAGACCAGAGGUUCAAAAGGCUCUUCAUGCAAAACCUACAAAUUGGACCCAUUGCAGGUAGUAUUCUAUUACCACUUUUAAGAAAUUCUAAAAUAGUACUAUUUUUUCUACACUUAUAUAAAUGUAUUUUUCUAUGCUGAUCAAGAAUGUGUUAUUUUUUAUGA
This is a messenger RNA of Medicago truncatula (barrel medic), 1243 nucleotides long. Its product is annotated as serine carboxypeptidase 1-like. Lineage: Eukaryota; Viridiplantae; Streptophyta; Magnoliopsida; Fabales; Fabaceae. Gene Ontology annotation, molecular function: serine-type carboxypeptidase activity. The coding region runs from base 1 to 1140 and encodes 379 amino acids. Gene Ontology annotation, biological process: proteolysis. The transcript has 4 exons. The record is from RefSeq and is a predicted model, not a curated record. Gene Ontology annotation, cellular component: vacuole.